AUGGAAGAACGAGAAAUCAACAAGAAAAGAAAGAACAAUCAUCAAGAAUUCACUGGUUUCAAUAAUGGAGGUGAUGAUGGUAAUGAGCAGGACAACGAUUUGCUUGAAUUAUCUUUAUCGACGACGGCGGCGGCAAACAGAGUUUCAUUUCCGAUGGAUUUGGUGACGUCGGCAAUGUCUUUUCCGGUGGUACCGUACCAACGAGAACAGCUACAAAUGGUUUCCCAACCGUCGUUAAUGGAAACACUGCUUUAUCAACCUCCACCUUCGUUACCACUACAGUUAUCCCCUAACCAUUCUAUUAUAUGCCCCUCACAAGAGCUUGUCUUGUCUUCUUCUUCAUCGUCGUCGUCUCCUGUGGCUGUUUCCGGCGUUGGAUCAGUCACUGUCCCUGUCCCUGUCCCCUCUCCUGGACCUGGACCUUCACGGCCAAUACGUGUUCGGAGGAACACAACAAACGCCUUACGAGAAGGUCAAAGCGAAACGGUUCCUCCACCGUACCCAUGGGCUACAUCCCAUCGAGCCACCGUUCAUACCCUAAACUACUUAUUGUCGAUACCGAUACCAACCAUCACCGGCGACGUUCAAUGCAAGCGGUGUGAGAGACAGUACGAGAUGGGGUACGAUUUGAAAACCAAGUUCACUGAAAUCGCCACUUACAUUGCUCAGAACAAAGAAUCCAUGCACGACAGGGCACCAUCUGUUUGGCGGAAUCCCGUGUUGCCCAAAUGCAAGUUUUGUGACCAAGAAAACAGUGCAAAACCAGUCAUCUCCGACAAGAAGAAAUCCAUUAACUGGCUCUUUUUACUCCUCGGCCAACUCCUCGGUUGCUGUACACUUGAACAGUUGAAGUAUUUUUGCAAACACACCAAGAACCACCGCACUGGUGCCAAAGAUCGUGUCCUUUACCUCACUUACCUAGGCCUUUGCAAGCAACUAGACCCUAAUGGCCCUUUCGAUAGAUAA
Gossypium arboreum is the source of this 966-nucleotide messenger RNA. RefSeq lists its product as uncharacterized. Lineage: Eukaryota; Viridiplantae; Streptophyta; Magnoliopsida; Malvales; Malvaceae. The record is from RefSeq and is a predicted model, not a curated record. The transcript has a single exon. Bases 1 to 966 code for a protein of 321 amino acids.